AUGACGAGCCACGGCGAUGGGGUCAAUCCCCUCCGGCCCUACUACAUACGGCCUUCUAUCGGCGAGCGCCCAGAGCCCGCCGCCCCCGGGCCCAAGGCCUUUUCGUCAACGUCGGCGCGCAACGCAACCGUCUCGACAUCGUCUCGCUACGCCAGCAGGGCGCGCGACAUGUUUGGCGAUCUAGACUACAAGGGCUACAUGGAUGACGACGCGCCGAGCAUGGCACGCACCGCCAAGGAGCUGCUCGACGACCUGGUCUGGAAAUACACCUCAGUGCUGAUGGGCCAGCCGUUUGAGGUUGCCAAAACGAUCCUGCAAGCUCGCAAUCAGGACGAGAAUGCACUGAUGUCCGAGUCGGUAGAGACGGAAGUGUCUGGCAUGUCGUUUACGAAUCAGGGGCUAGGAAUCCAAGAUCACGAUUCCGACUCGGAGGGUGACGAAUCUACAUUUUUCACAUACAAUGGCCCCGAUACGCCGGCAACCACGAGGAGGGGAGGUAGUCUGACGGAACGCCACGCCUCCCCGCUCACAUCCCCAAAGCCGGUCAAACGCCAGCAAUCCGUCAUGCCGGAGCACUACAUUCCGCUGCGCCGACCCGACUCUGUCACCGAGGUCAUUGGCCAUCUGUGGCGAAAAGAUGGCGCCUUUGGCGUCUGGAAAGCUUCCAACGCCACUUUUCUCUACACCGUACUGCACUCGCUGUUGGAAAAUUGGUCCCGCAGCUUUCUCAGCGCCGUCUUCAAUGUCCCUGAUCUGGGCCUUAGAGAAGAUAUUGAUCGCAUCAUUGACAUUGCGACGCCGUAUCCUUGGGCUUCGCUUUUUAUUGCCGCCACCGCCGCUGUAGUAACGGGGCUCGUCCUCGCGCCGCUCGAUCUCGUGCGGACGAGACUCAUCAUGACGCCAAGCAGCAAAGCUCCCCGCCGCACCCUGGCUACGCUGCGUGCCCUGCCCUCGUACUUUGUCGACUCGAUGCUCGCCAUCCCCACGAUCCUCAACUCGCUCGUUCACCCGCUCAUCACGCUUUCCACGCCUCUCAUUCUGCGCAGCAAGUUUUUGCUCGACAGCCAGGCCUCGCCCAUGACAUUUUCCGCGGCCAAGUUUCUCGCAUCGACAACUGCCAUUAUCGUCAAACUGCCGCUCGAGACGGUCCUCCGCCGUGGCCAGAUGGCCGUAUUGUCGAGCCCCGAAUACAUCCGCGCUCUCGCCGGCAAGGACCUCCGCAUGGAGACAAUUGUGCCCAUUGGCCCGUACCGCGGCGUCCUCGGCACCAUGUAUCACAUCACCUCGGCCGAGGGCUCCAGGACCAUGCAGCUAGAGCCGCCGGUCAAGAGCACCCGCAAGAACAGUAGAGACCGAUUCAAGGCGCCGCUUGUCAAGCAGGGUCAAGGUCUUGACGGCCUGUGGCGCGGCUGGAAGGUGAAUUGGUGGGGUCUCGUUGGUCUGUGGGCUGCCAACGUUGUUGGAAACGGAGGCGACGGCGAGUUUUGA
Molecule: messenger RNA, 1488 nt
Organism: Beauveria bassiana ARSEF 2860
Lineage: Eukaryota; Fungi; Ascomycota; Sordariomycetes; Hypocreales; Cordycipitaceae
Product: mitochondrial fusion and transport protein Ugo1
Exons: 2
Coding region: 1-1488 (495 amino acids)
Source: RefSeq, a predicted model, not a curated record